Messenger RNA from Chondrus crispus (carragheen), 561 nucleotides. RefSeq lists its product as hypothetical. The transcript has a single exon. The record is from RefSeq and is a predicted model, not a curated record. The coding region runs from base 1 to 561 and encodes 186 amino acids. NCBI's taxonomy places the organism in Eukaryota, Rhodophyta, Florideophyceae, Gigartinales, Gigartinaceae.
AUGUUUUCCUCGGAAGACGUCUUGACUCAAGCCAAAGAGAGUCUCCAAGUCUUGCUGCGAACAACCAAACCGGCACCAAGCGAAGUCUCAGUCGCAGUCGAGUCUCUAGAGCGGCUCAAAUCCCGCUUAGGAGAUGCUCGUCGGGCGCGAAUAGCACUGCGGGAGGAGACAGUGCGAGCUACAGAAGCGGCAUCUUCCAUCACUGCAGACACAGAACGGAUCGAUCGGAAUAUUAUUGACGCGAAGCUGCAAGCGGGGGAAUUGCUUAGCGAGAGGGACCGAGUGGCAAGAGACCUGGCCCGUGCACGACGGAAAUUGGCGCGACUCGAUGAGAGCGUCAAGGAGAUGCAGGCGGCGAGGGAUCGGGGGGAAGAAAGUAGUGGGGACGAGAUGAGUGAGAGAGAAGAAGAGGUGCGCAGAGGCAGGAUUGCGAAGUCAGAAUUGGAACGCUUGAAGUCUGCGGAGAAGGAGCUUGCUGAAGUGACAGGUCAGCUCGGACAGGUCAGACGAAGACGUGAAGACCUUAAAGAAAAGUUGCGCAUGGCUCAAGACGAGUGGUAG